This is a messenger RNA of Mollisia scopiformis, 3387 nucleotides long. RefSeq lists its product as uncharacterized. The transcript has 7 exons. Gene Ontology annotation, biological process: proteolysis. The record is from RefSeq and is a predicted model, not a curated record. Bases 1 to 3387 code for a protein of 1128 amino acids. Lineage: Eukaryota; Fungi; Ascomycota; Leotiomycetes; Helotiales; Mollisiaceae. Gene Ontology annotation, molecular function: serine-type endopeptidase activity.
AUGCUCGCGCGCCAAAGUCGCAAUCUUUCAGAGAAACAACUGUCUUUGGAGCAUUUUAUGAGGAGCAUUAGCUUGACAGAGCGAAGUAGUCGCAAGAGAGAGCAGAUUUUAAGACGUUUAAGCAAUUGCAACGAAGCUCUUGGAGGUCUCAGCCGUGCUGCCGCACCCUUUGAAUACAGCUCAAGCGAAGUAUCGAACACGCCGUCAAGUAAAAUCCAAAGAUCCUAUUCACAGAGACGAAGAACCAUUGCGGACAGUGUCCAUAAUCUUCUCACCACUCAUUGGCUAGAUGGCGAAAGUAUGGCAGAAAGGGAUGCUCGCCUGCUACUGAAAUCGUAUAACAAGCCAAUUGCUGGUCUUGAAGAACAUUUCGAUGUUUGGUUCAUGGUAUCUUCGGACCCCGAAGCUGAAACGAGGUGGCAAGAGAGUGGCAUUUGGGUGAUUCACAAGGAUGAGUAUGUUCCAUUGAGGGCAUCAGUUCAGUCAAGCACAGUAACUGAAAUGGAACUUACAACUUUGUCGGCUGGAACCUCCAAUGGUGCUUUGGCACACUCAAUAAACACUAAGUCAAUCAGAUUCGAUAUCAUACACCGAAAUGGGCUUGUGGACAGUCUCUCCCGCACCGGACUUUGGGAAAUUAAAGAGCAAGGAUUGGGCAAUUUGAUCUGGGAAGGAGCGAAACAUGCCCCAAGACACUUGGAUAUUAUUGUGCAAGAAGAGAAGUUAUACUGGACGUCAGACUUGCCGCGGAAUAAUUCAGGGCUUCAGCACUUCAUAUCGCUACAACAGAUUCUCAAAGACGGUCUGCUCAAACAAGAAAUGGAGAAGAGACUUUUGAAACGAUGCACUUUGGCUUACUCAUUGGCAAGCUCCUUCCUCCAACUUUGUGACGGCCGAUGGUCACCCUGCGCCUGGACUUGCGACAUGAUAUCCUUCUUCUAUUCUGGCGAUUCCACCUUGGACAUCAGCCGGCCGUAUCUCUCAACCAGAUUUGAAGAGUCUGGAAGUCCAUCCAUUGUUCCACAAGAAUCUAGCGAAUUUAGAUAUCGACUGCAUCCUUACCCACACAUUCUUGCGCUGGGGUUGAUGCUUCUCCAGAUCUAUCUUGCAUCUCCCAUAGAGAACUUCAGAAUACCUGGCCACCCGAACAACGACAAAAACGCGGUUUACAAUAUCGACAGGGACCUUGGAACCGCCCUAGUAAUGUUGGAGAAGUGUGAGGGUAAUAGUAUGAAAGAGUAUAACAACGCCAUCAAAGCAUGCCUGGCCCCACAGCUCCCGAUUGAUAGCUCGCUGAACGAAGAAGAGUUUCGACAGAAAGUUUACACUGAUAUUGUAUCUCCACUGGCACUUACUCUUCGUGAUGGGUAUGGAAAUAACGUUGAGAACGACGACUGGGUGUCUCGAGUCUUCUCCGAUGAUCCACAUCUGCAGGUCCCAGCAGUUGGUAAUACAAAGCUAAGCUCCGUGACAGAGAAACAUGUCAACGGCUCUUCUCCACAGCCGGAAUCUUCAUCUUCGAAUAAUGGGAACAAUAAUAAAAUAAAUGCAGACCAAUGGCUCCUGGAGCUUGCCAAAUCUAUUCAUCCUCUUCUGAACAGGACGUCUCUAGAGAAAAUGUCUCCUCCUUUCAACAAAAUCAUCAACAGACGCGGGAACAUCAAAAUAGCGAUACUUGAUACCGGCAUCGACCUACCAAUUUCGGCUCUUGAAACCAAUGAAGAUCGGCUAAUGGGUUGGAAAGAUUGGGUCAAUGGAGGGGCUGAAGAGACUGCCUAUAUUGAUCAGGAUGGGCACGGCACACAUUGCGCAGGAUUGAUAUUGAAGGUCGCUCCUACAAUGGACCUCUAUGUUGCACGAGUAUUCGAGAAGGAGGACGACAGGGAGACUAUCACGCCUUCAGACUUAUUGAAUAGAAGAAUUGCCAAAGCGAUCCGCCAUGCUGUCGAUGAAUGGCAAGUGGACAUAAUCAGCAUGUCAUUUGGGUUUGAAAAUGAUAUCGACAUCAUUGAAUCCGCAGUUGACCAUGCCAACACCAAGAAUACUAUUAUUCUUGCAGCAGCAGGCAAUAGAGGAGGGCUUUCCCACCCGGCGUGGCCAGCUAGGUCCAAAAAAGCAAUCGGUAUUCACGCUUCGGAUGGGUUUGGGAACAAAGGACCCUUCACAGCCAAUCCUACUGAUGGUUCAGCCAACUUCAGCCUCCCAGGUGUGGAUGUGCUCUCCUUCUGGCCCAAGCAUUUGGGUCCUGAUAUACGAGUAAGGAGAUCUGGAACGUCCUGCGCAACAGCAAUAGCUGCUGGACUCGCUGGAGCUGUACUCGACCUGGUUGGACUACAUCUCUCUAGAAAAGAGAGCAUCGAACAUGAAUUUGAAACCCGUUGGCCAAAAUUGCAAUCUUCAGAUGGUAUGCGGGUAGCUUUUCGUCUGAUGGCAGGAGGUCGUGAUGGCAUACUCCGUGCAAUGUCAUACAAGGGUUUGGACAUCCAGAACUUUGCUUUUUUUGCAGCUGAAAACAUUCCAUCGUUCCACCAUGAUGACUGGCUACUGAGCCGUCCUCAUCUGUUAGAUCGUGCAGCUCACAAAAAGACCUAUUUUCUUUCCCCCAACUGGGACAUUCUUCCUGACACCUCUGUGCGCCUCGGCAGUAUCAUCGCACACUCGACCAAGCCAACUCGCCCUCUCAACGGAGGUUCGCAACUACCUCCUUCACCAGCCCCUACUACAGCGACUGUACAGGACUGGCAUCUUGAACGCUCUAAGUUGAUUGAGGCGAAAGUUGGAGUAUGGCUCAGUUUCCUGCAAUUUAGCGGAAUAGGCGGCGAUGUGGGGUACAACAGGGAUAGGAAGGAUGAGGAGGUGUAUAAAUGCAAAAGACUCGAGACGGAACACUUCCAACCGAAUAAAAAAUACAUUUUCGACAGCCUGGGAGACAGCGAGGUUAAAGCAUAUAUUGAGGAAGGUCUUUGGAAAAAGCCAGUGUAUAUGAUAACCGGGGUCAAGAUUGCAAGAGGAUUCAGCGUAACGACAGAGAAGAAGAAGAGCAACGGAGGAGAGGGCAAGGCUGGGGUGGACACUACAAGUAUCGGGAUACCGGUCCAAGUAGGACCGGAAGUAAAGGUUGUAUACACAAAGAAGGAAAAGAUGACAUUUAAAAAGAGUACGGAUUGCGUAUUUGCGUAUCGACUCAUCAAAAUACAGAGCAAGAAAGGAGACAAGUUCAGCGAGGAUGAUUACAAUAAAGGAACUCUACUGCACGGAGGAGAGCAGAACGACAAGGAGGAGAAUGUAGAGCAGUUUGACGAGAAUUGGGAUGUUGGAGAGCUAUUGGAGGCUCUUAAUGAUGUGAAAGGGGGACUGGAGGAGAGAGUGGUAUCUGAGGAUGACUGA